This is a messenger RNA of Lolium rigidum, 1026 nucleotides long. RefSeq names its product senescence-specific cysteine protease SAG39-like. Gene Ontology annotation, cellular component: lysosome. Lineage: Eukaryota; Viridiplantae; Streptophyta; Magnoliopsida; Poales; Poaceae. The record is from RefSeq and is a predicted model, not a curated record. Gene Ontology annotation, molecular function: cysteine-type endopeptidase activity. The transcript is spliced from 2 exons. The coding region runs from base 1 to 1026 and encodes 341 amino acids.
AUGGCUAGCUACUCGAUGGGUUUCCUCAUUGCCAUCGUCGUAUGCGCCUGUGCACUUAGCACUCUGGCAGCACGUGACCUCGCAGACGAUAGCGCCAUAGUCGUGAGGCACGAGCAGUGGAUGACCAAGUAUGGGCGCGUGUAUAAUGACGCCGCUGAGAAAGCACAGCGGCUAGAGGUGUUCAAGGCCAACGUGGCGUUCAUAGAGUUGGUGAACGCUAGGAACGAUAAGUUCUGGCUCGAGGCCAACCAAUUUGCAGAUAUGACCAAUGAUGAAUUCAGGGCUACUCACACAGGCUUUAAACUUCCGUUGGGUGGUAGCAAGGGCCGGAGGAUGACAAGCUUUAGGUACGCAAAUGUCAGCCUUGAUGCUCUUCCGACUGCGGUGGACUGGAGAACCAAAGGUGCUGUCACUCCCAUCAAGGACCAAGGCCAAUGUGGGUGUUGCUGGGCGUUCUCCACGGUUGCCUCCAUGGAAGGCAUUGUGCAGCUGAGCACCGGCAAACUGAUAUCUCUAUCAGAGCAGGAGCUUGUGGACUGCGACACCUCAGACAAUGGCUGCGGAGGCGGGCUAAUGGACAAUGCCUUUGAGUUCAUUGUGAAGAACAACGGCCUCACCACCGAGGCCAACUACCCCUACACCGGCGCCGACGGCACCUGCAACUCCAACAUGGCCUCCAGCGCUGCAGCGUCCAUCACAGGUCACGAGGAUGUGCCGGCCAAUGACGAGGCAUCGCUGCAAAAAGCAGUGGCGGCGCAGCCCGUGUCCGUGGCUGUUGACGGAGGGGACGACCUCUUUCGGUUCUACAAGGGCGGUGUGCUCUCCGGCGAAUGCGGCACGGGCCUUGACCAUGGCAUCGCGGCAGUCGGGUACGGUGUGUCUGACGAUAGGACCAAGUUCUGGGUGAUGAAGAACUCAUGGGGCACGUCGUGGGGCGAGGAUGGGUUUAUUAGGAUGGAGAGGGACAUCGCCGCCGAGCAAGGCCUAUGUGGACUCGCCAUGCAGCCUUCCUACCCAACAGUGUAG